Messenger RNA from Scleropages formosus (Asian bonytongue), 4796 nucleotides. It is a transcript of the gene trim24, whose product is annotated as tripartite motif containing 24. Gene Ontology annotation, molecular function: zinc ion binding; protein binding. The record is from RefSeq and is a predicted model, not a curated record. Lineage: Eukaryota; Metazoa; Chordata; Actinopteri; Osteoglossiformes; Osteoglossidae. The transcript is spliced from 18 exons. The coding region runs from base 991 to 3861 and encodes 956 amino acids. Gene Ontology annotation, cellular component: chromatin.
AAAAAAAAGAAGUGAAAAUGCAGUUAGAAUAGAAGUGGUGUAGAGCCACGUCUCCAUCCAAGAGUAAAACCGCACACACACACAAUAAAAAUGACCAUGUUUUAUUUGUGUGAUGUUCCAUCUUUGUGUUCAGAAACAAUUAAAAUGACACAUGUUGUGCGUAAACGUUCCCUAGCAGUCAGAUCCAGCAGACGGUUUAGUGUUUAGGGCUGUCGGGCUGUAAUGUGACGGUUACGAGUUCGAAUCCCAAUCCUCCUGUACUACCCUGGUCAAGGAAGAACACCCUGCUGUAUAAAUAGUUUAAACGUAUUAAAGUUGCAAAACAUCAUGAGUCACUUUCUAAAGGACUCAGCUAAAUACAGCUCCUUAGGAACAAUAAUGAGUAUCAGAAACAGGGACGGGCUUUCGCAAGCUAGGGGCAGCAGGGAUACGACCCGAACCCUUCAGCUCAGUCUCGGUAUGAAGCGGAGCCGCGCUCCUGUAGCUCAGUUUGUCCCCAGCCGGCACCGGUACCUCGGCUAUCGCGGGGCACUUUGGGGAAUAUCAGCGUUCGGGGGGCUUCGAGCGAGCGGCCUGGGAAUGGCUCGUGCGGGAGCGCAGUCUCUUUUCAUUCCAGAGCACUAGCAGCCGAGCGCUCUUCCGACGUGUAUUUGUGGCGCGUCGCAGAAUUGCGCUUUCCGUCGUCGCUGAGGUGGCGCGUGCGGUGGGUUGUUCGAUGCGCCGCCACUCCGCGCUCGCUCUGGGGAACUCACGCGCGAACGCGUUCAGUCCGGAUGGUACGAACACAGAGCGAGCGCGCAGAGAGCGCCGCGAUCCUGCGGUGAUCCCGCUCCGAAGCCCGCGGAACCGAAGGGCACCCGCGGCUCCUACUUCUUCGAAGUCUUGUCCUCCUCCUCCUGAAGCCGCUUUGCGGGCAGCCGCGUCUUCUGCGCUCCCCCUCGAUUAAUAAUAAUAAUAAUAAUAAUAAUAAUAAUACAGGAGGUGGGAAGAAUGGAGGAGAGCGCGGAGAAGGCGGAGUCGGAGGACGCGGUGAUCAUCGUGGAGAACGAGGCGGAGAGCCUGCCCGUGCAGGAGGAGAGCGCCGCCCAGGAGAACAGCCUCAACCUGCUGGACACCUGCGCCGUCUGCAGCCUGGCCUUCCACAGCCGGGAGCCUCGGCUGCUGCCUUGCCUGCACUCCUUCUGCAGGAAGUGCCUGCCCGCGCCCACCAGGAGCCUCGUGCUGCCGGAGCAGUCGGCCAACCUGCACCCGCACGCGCAUCCGCACGCGCACCCGCAGGCGGCGGACGACGCGGCCAACCCACUCAAUGUGAUCCGCUGCCCGGUGUGCAGACAGGAGUGCAUGGAGGUGGACAUCAUGGAGAACUUUUUUGUGAAGGACUCGACCGAAGUUCCCACCAGCACAGUGGAGCGCACCAAUCAGCAGCUGUGCAUGAGCUGCAGUGACAACGCCGAGGCUACGGGGUUCUGCGUGGAAUGUGUGGAAUUUCUGUGUGUCACCUGCAUCGGGGCCCACCAAAGGGUGAAGUUCACGAAGGACCACACCAUUCGGCAGAAAGAGGAGGUGUCCCCAGAAGCAGUGUGCGUGUCCAACCAGAAGCCGGUGUUCUGCGACAUCCACAAGCAGGAGCCCUUGAAGCUGUUCUGCGAAACGUGCGACCGCCUAACCUGCAGAGAUUGCCAGCUGUUAAAGCACAAGGACCACAAUUACCAGUUCCUUGAAGAUGCUUACAAGAACCACAGAGAGUACAUGGAGAGUAUGACUCUGCAGUUGCAGGAGAAGAAGAAGGCCAUUGAAGACGUGUCCCAUUCCAUAAACAAUGGACUGCUGCAAGUGGAUGAAAAUCGCAAGUCUGUUCACAAUGAAAUCAAAAAAUCCAUUUGUGCUUUGAUCCUGGAGAUCAACAGAAAGGGAAAAAUCUUAGUAAACCAGCUUGAGGCCCUAAUGAAGGACCACGAGAGCGGUCUGAGGAAGCAGCAGGAGGACAUCGGCUUCUUGUCCCGUCACCUGGAUCACGUGAUCAACUUCACCAAGUGGGCAACGGCCAGCAGCAGUGGUACCGCCCUCCUGUACUGCAAGAGAUUGAUAUUGUUUCAAAUCCAGAAUCUUCUGCGUGCCAAAUGCAAUACUUCGUUUGUGCCCCAGAGCACUGUGCGCUUUCAGUGCCGUUCGGGAUUCUGGGCCUCAAAUGUGGAUCUCGGCUCUCUGGUGGUGGAGAGCGCCCCGGGCCGCCCCUAUCAGCUUGGCCAACCGGGCCCGCGACCCGACGGCUCUCCCAAUGGCUUCCCCGCCGGGCCUUCCCAACAGGCAGCUCAGCGCCUGGCUCCACACAGCACGCUGGCCCAGCUUCAGAUGCAGGUGGAGAAGCUGGCCCAGCAGCCGAACAGGCAGCCAGCACCGCCAUCCCACUGGUCCUGGUACCAGAACGUUCGCCUCCAGAGGCCGCCGCCGACCCAGAGGCCCUUGCAGGGAGGCUCCCCAUCUCAGAGCCUGUCCGCCAUGUCUCAGCAGGGCCGUCGCUUUGUCAUCCCUCAUCCAAACCCCCAGAGCCCCACUGCUCUGCAGAACCCAAGUUUCCCUCAGACUUUGAGAGGGAUGGUGGGCAGCUCCAAGCCUAUGGAUGUCUUCCAGAACAUGUCCCGGUUUUCCCAGAAUUCCCCGCUGUCCAGUGUCAGCAGCCACAGCAGCCAGCACUCCCUGCAGCAGUUGAACUUGAUGGAGUCGGCAUACCUGAACAAGCGGAGUGAAGAGAGUGGCUCCUUGUCAAUGUUGAGACCCAACUUUUCGCAAAGCCUGCCUGCCUCUCCACCAUACAGAAACGCUCAAGUUCGACAGGUUUCACCCCUCUCUACGACCACUACCUCCACUGAGGCAAAAUCAAGCUCUACAGUUUGGAAAGCCCCGGAGCCGCAGGCGAACGGACCCCUGGGGUCAGCAGCCAAGCGGAGACGGAGGUCAUCGCCCGGCCCCGUCAUUGUCAUCAAGGAUGAGCCCGAGGACGACGACGACGUUCACUUUGUGCAGUCCAGUGUGAAGCCCAGUCUCCCUGACAGCACUGAGGAUCGAGCUCCGGCGGCCUCGCAGGAUGCCCCCUCCUCAGCCGAGCCAGCAGCAGGGAAGCCCCCAGAACCAGAGGAGGACCCCAACGAGGACUGGUGUGCCGUGUGCCAGAAUGGAGGCGAGCUGCUCUGCUGUGACAAGUGCCCCAAAGUCUUCCAUCUCUCUUGCCACAUUCCCAUGCUGCUCGGUUCCCCCAGCGGAGAAUGGUUCUGCUCUUUUUGUCGAGACUUAACCAACCCCGAGAUGGAGUACGACUGCGACAAGAACACAGAGUCCAAAGCCUUGAAAGAGGACCCCGAUUGCGAAGAGUUCUUACCUGUGGACAAACGGAAAUGCGAAAGACUCUUACUUCGCCUCUACUGCAACGAGCUCAGCGCUGACUUCCAGGAGCCUGUCUCGCCAUCGAUGGUUCCAGAGUAUUACCAAGUCAUUAAGACACCGAUGGACCUGUCAAUUGUGAAGAGCAAACUCGAAGCCAAGGAGAGCCCGAAGUAUAAGAGUCCAAAUGAGUUUGUAGCUGACGUCCGUCUCAUCUUCAGGAACUGUGCUCAGUUUAACGAGGCUGACACAGAAGUGGCAGCUGCUGGCAUCAACCUUGAGAAGUACUUUGAAGAGCAGCUGAAGGCCCUGUAUCCCGAUCGGACGUUCCCUGAGAUAAAGGCGGAGGAUGCUGGAGACUCGUCUCCUACUGUGACCGCAGAUGAGACGGUCCCGCCCUCCAAGAGGCCACGCCAAGCCUCUGAGUCCCAGGAGAACGGCAGCCUGGCGGAUACACCCAAAGCGGAAGAGGCAGAGAAGUGACAUCAUCUACUCGACAUGCAGAAAUGGCCAGCAGUCUCCUCUAAGAAAUACUGUGGCACAACACAAAAUAUUAGUUAUUUUCUUCUCCCUCCAAAUAGCAAAAUAUUGUAUGUCUGUUCAGGAAUGAUUUGCACAAUGCGAAACAUGCAGGGUAAAUAAAGAAUGCAGCUUUUGGAGAUCUCUCAGUGAUCAGAAAUGAGCAUCUUGUAGAUGUUUGUUAUAUUCCUAAGAGGUAAUUUUUCUGCAAUAUUUCAGCAACGUCAGACUGCCUAUCAAGUGCAGUACAGACAGCGCAUCUAUGGCUUUGAGGGUGCUCUCGUGUUGGAAGACGCUGGAGUAUGGAUGGGGUUUUCAUUUCAAGGCACGUUGCAGGAAGUCCUGCGCUGACGGUAGCGUCGCAACACGGGAGCGUAUGUCAGAUCGGGCUUGCAGAACCUGACGUGAGAUCCUUCUGCAGAAACUGCAUGACACCUUCUACUUGCCAUUUUCUGAUAAUUUGUGUUUUUGGAGCAUUUGAAGACUUUCCCUCUUCUCCGAAUGAAUGGUGUUCUUCCGUUUAGUUUUUAACCUUAUUCCUUUGUGACUCAGAACUGGCCAUUUUAUAUUGUUAAUUUAUUUGCGCAAGUGUUAUCAUAUAGUCAUGUCUGUUCUCCGAAGACUUGUCAGUGUACUGUUACAUCUGGUGUACAAGUUGUGCAUUAGUCACUCCUUCGAGAUAGACAUCAGGUUUAGAGAAGUACCCGAGAAUUUCAUUAGUCAGAUGCUCUGUUUUACCUUUUUCCAGAAAAUGGAGUUGUAGGUUUAAAAUUUACGUUUUCAAUCUUAACUCUAAAAAAAAUGUAAAACCAUCUUGUGUUUAAAAAAAAAAAAAAAAAUGUAGUUGCAUGCAAGUUUACUUGCAGCUCUUUACAGGGUAAAAAUAAACUGUUGACCCA